AUGUUAGCUUCCGAAGUUCGAGUGCCAGAUCAAAGUUCAAAAUUGAACCGUUUUAAAAGUUCGCUUCUUUGCUUACAUUUCAGGAAUUUCUCGAGGGCCGCUGGGGAAGGAUACUGCCGUAAUUCUCACGAAGACGCUUCAAAAUGUUUGAAGGUCGAUAAGAGCUUACGGAGCUUUUUCGAUGAAAGCCAGGUCGAAAUCCUAGCGGAGCACGUCGAUGUGCCGGUAGUCAUUGAGGUGUAUAUGGGUAUCGGUAGACAGCGCGACAGCCCUGCUUGUCGAGGUGAUGGCGAUGACAUGUACCUCGGACCUGGAGAAUGUCCGUGUGGCAGUGAGGGCGCCUCCAACGAGGUUGGAUUGCCGUGA
Haemonchus placei is the source of this 366-nucleotide messenger RNA. Lineage: Eukaryota; Metazoa; Nematoda; Chromadorea; Rhabditida; Trichostrongylidae. The record is from the annotation of a GenBank genome assembly.